Molecule: messenger RNA, 678 nt
Organism: Phytomonas sp. Hart1
Lineage: Eukaryota; Euglenozoa; Kinetoplastea; Trypanosomatida; Trypanosomatidae
Source: the annotation of a GenBank genome assembly
AUGAGCACCGAUGACGUCAUUGCGAUCUCAUCCCACACCUUUGGGGGGCCUGAUACGGAGUCUUCGAGACCAUAUGACGUGGAGGAAGACGUGAGCAGCGUGGCAGAGUUGAAUUCUGUGCGGGAGCAAUUUCUCGCCCGGCGAACUUUACCCCGGGUGCGGGAAAUACCUUCCCUGGGGAUGGAAAGUUUGAACCUCAACUCGACCAUUGGCGGAGGGGGAAGACGACGGGGCAGCUCAAUCCUGAGCACCGACUCGCAUUCGAGCUGGGGGGUGAACCCUUUUAGCUUGCCCGAUAUCGACCGGAGCCACCCCUCACGAGAAUCAAACCUUGACGACUGUCUGUUUAGCCUGAGAGGCUUCCCAACCCACGUCUCCUCCGGUGUAUUCGACGCCGGGGAGUUGACGAACAACGACGUCCCCUCCUCCACGCAUCGUUAUGGGGGAAGUGUGGAGGAGGGGCCCAUCCUCACCUCCGGCAGCGGGGGGAGCAAUGUUCGGACAAUCCGAUUGCUCAGCCGCAUGCACCGCCAACAGCUCUACGAGCCCUACCUGCGAGACGUCAGCGGGGGAGGGGAAUCCGUUAAUAAUCCUCGCGGCGGGAGAAACUCCACAACCAUGCGGACGACUGGAGGGGGAACAUCAAACCCUACCUCAAAACACCACACCCGCCGCUGA